AAAAAAGGGACACUUACGUUAUCCAUAACAGAUGAAGAUUCAGCCACAACCAAUGAAGGAGACACAACAUAGCAUAGCACAACACAAACCACUCGAAAUAUUUUGUGAACAAAAAACAGAAACAGAAUCACAUAGCCACUGUCACUCUGAACAACAACUUGUUCAUGUUCAAGAUUUUUUUCUACUGUCUCACAAUCUCUGAUCUCGUACUGUUUCUUUUUUCUCAUGGAAACCAUUCUCUCCCCUCCUUUUUCUCCUCUCUUCAACCCCAAAACUUCCCUUUGUAAGCCUUUUCUUUCACUUCCUCACUUACCCAAAUCAACUUCAGCUAAGCCAAUUUGCUGCAGCCUCAGAAAACACUAUUCCCAGGUUGAAAAAGAUUCUUUUUCAAUACCCAAAAGUUGGGUUUCCCAUGUUCAGCAAGGACUAGCUGCUCUAGCUAUUUCUUUAGCUCUCAAUUUUUGUCCAGUUGUGUCAUCUGGUUCUGCAUUGGCAUCUGAAUUUGAUGUGUUAAAUGAAGGUCCUCCCAAGGACUCGUAUUUAGUUGAUGAUGCUGGUGUGCUUAGCAGGGUGACUAAGUCUGAUUUGAAGGCAUUGUUGUCUGAUGUGGAGAAGAGAAAAGGCUUCCACAUUAAUUUCAUCACUGUCCGGAAACUCACUAGCAAAGCUGAUGCUUUUGAGUAUGCUGACCAAGUUUUGGAGAAGUGGUACCCUAGUAUUGAAGAAGGAAAUAAUAAGGGUAUAGUUGUGCUCGUUACAAGUCAAAAGGAAGGCGCAAUAACUGGUGGCCCUGAGUUUAUAAAGGCUGUUGGAGAUACUGUUCUCGAUGCUACCGUCUCAGAGAACCUUCCAGUCUUGGCGACUGAAGAAAAGUACAAUGAAGCAGUUUUUAGCACUGCCAGACGUCUUGUUGCUGCCAUUGAUGGCCUUCCUGAUCCUGGUGGCCCCCAAGUCAAGGAUAACAAAAGAGAAUCCAACUUCAAAUCCAGAGAGGAAACAGAUGAGAAAAGAGGACAAUUCACCCUUGUGGUUGGUGGGUUAUUAGUGAUUGCUUUCGUUGUUCCUAUGGCUCAAUACUAUGCGUAUGUUUCAAAGAAGUGAACUGUCUGAAUCUGGAAGGUUACAUUUUCCUGAAGACUUGAGUAAGCAUGUAUAUUAUCUUGUACAAAAUGGUCCAUUUGGAAAUGACUUCAUGAGAAACUGAAAACAGAUAAAAUGAAAAUUUUGGACCUCCCUUAACAUAAGGGAUAUCACCAUUUCCUUUUUUUUAGAACUAGAGGAACUUUUCUGUUGCGUCGCUGAUAAUGUAAAGGGGAUGUUAAUUUUCA
This is a messenger RNA of Capsicum annuum, 1328 nucleotides long. Its product is annotated as UPF0603 protein At1g54780, chloroplastic. The transcript has 3 exons. The record is from RefSeq and is a predicted model, not a curated record. NCBI's taxonomy places the organism in Eukaryota, Viridiplantae, Streptophyta, Magnoliopsida, Solanales, Solanaceae. Bases 226 to 1101 code for a protein of 291 amino acids.